CUUAUGCCACUCCCUCCUGUAUCUCCUCUGCCGGACUCAUUUAUUAAGGAGAUGGAGGGGGGGAAAUAAACGAAGCGGCUAAAAAUGCCCUAAAUCCCACAAACUAACAGUGAAAAGCCCUACUAAGAGAAGCACGCCCGCAGCUUGUGUGUGAACUGCGCACAGCUGCCUCGCAACUGCUGGACAAGUUGAGGGAGAAGCAACAUCUGUAAAACUUGGACACCAGAAGGAGGAGGGAAAGAAUAAGAGGAGGAAGGAGGAAAAUGCCAGUGUAAGAGAACGAAGAGUCCUGCAGAGAAACUUUGAGAAAGCACAUUGCUCUACACAGGGAAGUUGCAAGUUAUGAGAAGACAACAUGGAGGCGCAGUCUCACAACACUACCAUGAGUGAAAAGAAGAAAGUGGAGAACUCCAUAGUGAAAACUCACACUAGGACAGACGUGAGUGAGAAGGCCGUUGCUUCCAGUACAACCUCUAAUGAGGAUGAAAGUCCUGGACAGACGUUUCACAGGGAAAGAAGGAACGCAAUUGCCAUGCAGCCACAAGGAGGACAAAGCCUUGGUAAAAUCAAUGAGGAGCCUUCUACAUCUAGCGAGGAGAGGAUCUCUUUAAUAAAGAAAGAGAUUCAUGGAUCUAUUACACACUUGCCUGAACCCUCUAUUCCAUACCGGGGCACUGUAUUUGCAAUGGACCCACGAAAUGGUUAUAUUGAUCAUCAUUAUCAUACACCUCAUCUGUUUCCUGCUUUUCACCCCCCUGUGCCAAUUGAUGCAAGACAUCAUGAAGGGCGUUAUCACUACGAACCCUCUCCUAUUCCUCCACUGCAUGUGCCUUCUGCAUUAGCAAGCAGCCCGACAUAUCCAGAUCUUCCAUUCAUAAGGAUAUCUCCACACAGGAACCAUGCAACAGUAUCAGACUCCCCUUUUAGUCCUCCUCAUCCUUACAUCAAUCCCUACAUGGACUAUAUUAGAUCUUUACACAGUAGCCCCUCACUUUCCAUGAUUUCAGCAGCUCGUGGGCUCAGCCCUACUGACGUUCCACAUGCUGGUGUGAGCCCUGCUGAAUAUUACCAACAUAUGGCCCUGCUCGCGGGACAGCGCAGUCCCUACGCUGACAUCAUCACUUCCCCAGCCGCUCCAGGUGCUGGAGCCACGGCCCUUCAUAUGGAGUAUCUUCAUGCUAUGGAAAGUUCAAGAUUUCCCAGCCCUAGGCUCACAGCCCGACCGAGCAGGAAACGAACGCUGUCUAUAUCCCCACUCUCUGAUCACAGCUUUGACCUUCAGACCAUGAUCAGAACAUCUCCAAACUCUCUAGUUACUAUUCUCAACAACUCACGUAGCAGCUCCUCAGCCAGUGGCUCUUAUGGACAUUUAUCAGCAAGUGCAAUAAGCCCAGCAUUGAGCUUUACAUAUCCACCUACCCCAGUGUCCUUGCAACAGAUGCAUCAGCAUAUAAUAAAUCGACAGCAUAGUAUAGGCUCAGCAUUUGGACACAGCCCCCCACUUAUGCACCCUGCACCCACAUUUCCCAGUCAGAGAACCGUUCAAGGAAUUCCUAGUGUCUUGAAUCCAGUGCAGGUCAGUGUGGGUCCAUCAGAAGUCACACAGCAGAACAAACCGACAAGUGAGUCGGCAGUGAGCAGCACAGGGGAUCCAAUGCACAAUAAGCGCUCCAAAAUCAAGCCUGAAGAUGAGCUGCCCAGUCCUCUUGCAGGGAGCAUACAGGAUCAGCCAGAUGGAAUGACUCUGGUGAAAGAGGAGGGGGAUAAAGAUGAAAGUAAACAAGAGCCUGAAGUAGUCUAUGAGACAAACUGCCAUUGGGAAGCCUGUUCCAGAGAGUUUGACACACAAGAACAGCUAGUGCAUCAUAUAAACAACGAUCACAUACAUGGAGAAAAAAAAGAAUUUGUAUGUCGAUGGCUGGAAUGUUCUAGAGAGCAAAAGCCAUUCAAGGCUCAGUAUAUGUUGGUGGUCCACAUGAGGCGACACACAGGGGAGAAGCCACACAAAUGCACUUUUGAAGGGUGUGCAAAGGCUUACUCCAGAUUAGAAAACUUGAAAACUCACUUGCGAUCUCACACUGGAGAGAAACCAUAUGUCUGUGAGCAUGAGGGCUGCAACAAGGCUUUCUCCAAUGCAUCAGACAGAGCGAAACACCAAAACCGAACUCACUCUAAUGAGAAACCGUAUGUGUGCAAGAUCCCUGGCUGCACUAAACGUUACACAGAUCCGAGCUCUUUGCGAAAACACGUAAAAACAGUCCAUGGUCCUGAGGCGCAUGUAACAAAGAAACAACGGGGCGACAUCCACCCAAGGCCUCCCCCACCACGAGAACCAGGAAGCCAUUCACAGUCCCGGUCUCCAGGCCACCCAAUUCAGGGUGUGCAUGGUGACCACAAGGACCUCAAUAACACUACCUCAAAGCAUGAAGAUUGCCUCCAUGUGAAAUCAGUGAAGACUGAAAAGCCAAUGACAUCUCAGCCAAGCCCUGGUGGUAAGUCUUCAUGCAGCAGCGAGCAGUCCCCCAUCAGCAACUAUACCAACAGUGGGAUCGAGCUUACUUUGAAUAAUGGAGGCAGCAUAGGAGACCUAAGCACCCUGGACGAUACCCCAAUCAUGGACUCUACCAUUUCCACAGCAACCACAGGACUUGGUUUACAAAGCAGAAGGAUCAUGACAGGAACCAAAUGGAUGGAACAAGUCAAAGUAGAAAGAAUAAAGCAGAUAAAUGGAGUGCUUCCAAGACUGAACCCAGUUCCACCUUCAAAGACACCAUCUUUGCCACCAAUCACUGGAAAUGGUUUGCAGUUUGGCAGCAACAUACAUUUGGGAGGAUCCAUGGCUGUAUUUCCAAAUAGGAAUGAGCUUUCAAGCACAGACAUCACAGUACUGAAUAUUUUGAACAGCAGGAGGGACAGCAGUACGAGCACAAUCAGUUCUGCAUACUUAAGCAGCAGCAGAAGGUCUUCUGGAAUUUCACCAUGCUUUUCCAGUCGAAGAUCUAGUGAAACUUCCCAGGCAGAAGGAAGACUACAGAAUAUAAGUGUUGCAGAUUCCUAUGAUCCCAUAUCCACUGAUGCCUCAAGGAGAUCUAGUGAAUCCAGUCAGUAUGAUGGGCUACCAAGUCUCCUAAGUCUUACUCCUGCACAGCAAUACAGGUUAAAAGCAAAAUAUGCUGCUGCUACAGGUGGUCCUCCGCCAACUCCACUGCCAAACAUGGACAUGAUAAGUCUGAAGACUAGAAUGGCAUUGCUGGGUGACAGUAGAGAUAGUAGAUUAUCUCCUCUUUCUUCAUCAAAUGUUCCUAGAAGGUGUAGUGAUGGUGGGGUAGGCACUUUUGGAAGAAGACAUUUUAUAUCCAAUGAGCUUCAAGGGAAUGCAAUGCGAAGGGCAAGUGACCCUGUAAAAAUGGUUUCUGCAAACUUGUCUACUGGUAGAGUUCAGCGGUUCAACAGCCUAAACAGCAUCAGCACUCACGAUGUGGCUCCGCCUGUGGAAAGGCGCAAUUUAGCCCUGCAAAACUAUACUCGUAGUGUCUAUUCUCCAUGUCCUCCCAGUAUAAGUGAAAAUGUUGUUUUGGAGGCCAUGAUUAUGGAAGCAGAAGGAAAUCUGGAUGAUGAAGAUUUCUUACCAGAUGAUAUGGUUCAGUACCUUAAUUUGCAAAACCAAAGCCUGUACGACAACUCACCAAACAGUGAGUUAGACAAACCACAAAACAAUGCAGCAACAGUAAGGACCAUUAACAACUAUGACCAAUCCCAAAUGAAUAAUAACUCAUAUAAUCAAGUUUUCCAAAAUGUGGAGCAGACAGAGCAAGGAAAUAAUAAGAAUGACCUACCUAUACAAUGGAAUGAAGUUACCUCAGGCAGUGCUGAGCAUUCCCCUUCUAGAGUUAGGUAUGGUCAUCGAUUAAACACACAACAAAAUAGAGCUUUCGGAACAUACAAUAAUAUGAUGGUUCAGCAGCAAAUGAUGUCAAAAUGUGGACAAUUACAGCAAAAAGGAUAUCAAAAUAUGCAAAGUAAUCCUCAAGCAUUACAGCAAAAUCUUAAUCUGUACAACAAUUCACUGUCUAUCAAAGAUCAGCAAUACCCAGUAACAGGUGGUUCCUACAAUCCAGCAAUCCGGGGGCAGAAAUUUACAGGCAGCAAUCAGAUGAAUAAUGGUCAGCAUAACAUUGUACCACCCAUUCCCUAUACUGAGCAGUCUAAUUCAGCUGACAUAGUCCAUAAUCAAAAUCUUCUAAAUGAAGACUGUCUACUACAGUUUGCAACUGAGAAUAUGAUCCAUGGCAUGCAUUUCUUAGGAAUGAAUCGAUCAAAUCAGACGUCCUUAGGUCAAAACGGUCACAGCAUGGAAGCUUCACAGGCCUUCCUAUCAACCUCACAGCCCAGUGGGAAUCAACAGUUCAGGAAUUACCAGUCCUGUGCAAGCAACCAACAGAUUUACAAAGCAAAUGGUAUUAAAGUAGAGGUACAGCCACAGCAACAUUGUGCCAAUCCACAAAAUUAUUCAGGUCAGUUCUAUGACCAAACCAUGGGAUAUACUCAACAGCGGGUGAAACCAGGCUCUCACACAAUGAAAGAAGCCAACUGUCUCCUAGAAGAUAGCAGUAAUAUCAAUGUAUCUGAGCUUCUUUCACCAGGAGCUAACAAAGUUACCAGCACAGUAAAUAAUAUUGAUAGCAGUAGUUUAGAUGGGGUGCAAAUUGAUUUUGAUGCCAUUAUAGAUGAUGGGGAUCAUGCUAGCUUAAUUUCAGGAGCUCUUAGCCCCAGCAUCAUCCAAAACCUGUCACGGAAUUCAUCGCGUCUUACCACACCUAGAGUGUCUCUUACAUUUCCAACCAUGCCAGUGAACACCAGUAACAUGGCAAUUGGGGACAUGAGUUCAUUGCUAACCUCACUUGCAGAAGAAAGCAAGUUUCUUGCUGUUAUGCAAUAGACUGGAGACUAGAACAAACUUAUAUAAUCAAGAAAGCAACUCCUUUUUUAUGUAUGUACGUAUUUUAGCAAUUUUAUCCCUAAUUAUUGGGAUACAUUCCAAGUAUGUUCCUUUUAUGGAAUAAAGACUCAAGCCCUAAAGUGUUGUAGGGAGAAAUAGUCUUCCAUUUCAAUUUUGGAUCAGUAUUGCCAACACAAAACCAUGUUUUUUUUUUAUUAUUUUUUGCCGAAUGGGUCUUUACACUUUUUGCUUAGUGUACGACAACAUAGCUGUGUAAUAUCUGUGCAUGUUUGACAUGUGAAAAAGUCUUAAUUAUGUUUAGUUGUUCUGUUUAGUCCGUUUUAAAAUCAGUAUUGUAUAAGGUGUAUUGUGUUUGGGAAAAUCACAACCUUGUUAGGGAAAAUCACAACCUCACUAGCUAUGGUGACUACUUUGCCCACUUCUUAUUUGACAACGCCUGUUCAUAUCAUAUACUGUAUGUCCUCACCUAGUUGCUAAAAGUUAACAUUUUUAUUUCUGCACAGCUAUAGAAGAGAACUUAUGUGUAUUAUUGGAGGUUGCAUGAAAAGUCAAUAUAUUGAUGACAAAAUCAAGUCCUUUUUGUAUGGUGUUGUUUUCUGUUUAUUUUGUAUGACACAGGUAUUUUUCAUUCAUAUUUUAACCCAGGGGCGCCUGUUUAUCUUAAGCAAUCAGUAUGUCUCACUAUUCCAGAUUUUCAAUAGGUUGCAGUCUUGACAUUUUGUCAUACUUGUUAUAGGCCACCCCUUCUACUGACCCGGAUAGUUGUGCUUACGUCUUCAUUUGUGAAAAAAAAGCAAUUUUUUUGUAGAAAGAAGGGAAGUACCCACUUUUAAUUAGUAGAACUAUUGUUAUUGUUACGUGCAUAAUGUAUGGUACUCUUAUAUAUGAUGGAAUGGUACAGUACUUGACUGUAAGUAGCACUGUGGACUUUAUUUCCCAAAGACACUUAGCUUGAAUUUUGUUAGUGCUUUUCACAAGGUACUGUGUUUACUCUUGCAUUAUUUUCUACUUUGCCUAUAGCCUAUUAUGUUGUCCAUAGCAUAUCAACAUUUUAGUACAUUCUUGAAAUGUAUGUGCCUUAUGUUUGUUUUUUGUUUGUUGUAUUUUUUUUUAAAUGGGGACCAAGAAUAUUGCCAAGCCUGUGAUCCUACUAGAGUUAUCAGUCAGCAAAUAGCACGCCACUCUUUUCAUAUCCAAAACAUUUUUACCCCAUGAGUGCUAAUUUUGAGACUUUAUAGAAUGGCCUUUGUAUGGUACAUCGUGAAAACAAUGUAAGAUAGAAAUAAGUUCUUUUUAUUUGUCACCUUUUUUUUUUUUUUACAAAUGUUUUUGUAUUGAAAUGUGUACUCUUUCUUUUCCUUUUCAUUUUUUUACUGUGUAAAUAUAUUAAAAGUGCGUUAGAGAUAGGAGUAUGAAUUUAUAGGCCUGCUAGCCAUAGUUCUAUGGAGACAUUCAAACGCCGUGGAUCCAAUAGUCUAAAGCCUUGGACCAGCCUGCUGGUUCUGAGCAUUAUGUACACAAUAAACGUACUUUAUGCUGUCAGAACCACUUAGCUUUUUUUUGUAACAAAAGGGAAAAAAAAACAAAUAAAAAAAAAUAUUCUUACCUUAA
Messenger RNA from Bufo bufo (common toad), 6571 nucleotides. It is a transcript of the gene GLI3, whose product is annotated as GLI family zinc finger 3. The transcript is spliced from 15 exons. The coding region runs from base 356 to 4939 and encodes 1527 amino acids. The record is from RefSeq and is a predicted model, not a curated record. Gene Ontology annotation, biological process: regulation of transcription by RNA polymerase II; smoothened signaling pathway. Lineage: Eukaryota; Metazoa; Chordata; Amphibia; Anura; Bufonidae. Gene Ontology annotation, molecular function: RNA polymerase II cis-regulatory region sequence-specific DNA binding; DNA-binding transcription factor activity, RNA polymerase II-specific. Gene Ontology annotation, cellular component: nucleus.